UUUCAUAUUCUUGCUUAUACAGGAAACAAUGAAUUGUUGAUUUAAUAUUAAUUUUUUUGCGUAUAGAAUUUAGCAAUAGUGGGACUCAUUAACGCUGUUACAGAGCAACUUCCCAACGUUCACUUUUCAUUGUAAUUCUUAUUCUUACAGUGGAAUAAAAUUCUCGCGAUAUAUCAUAAAACAAUACGCAAUAGUGUCGAAAAUUUUUAAGCGCGAGAAGCGAAACUGUUUUUUAACAGUGUCCAAAAUAUUUUUCUUCAUCAAAUUCAUGUAUCUCCCUCGGUUCGUUUCCUUUCUAUUUGUAGAGCACAAAAUAGCAGAAACAUUGCAAAAUUUCGCUACAAUGUUUCAGCAAUAUUGUAGCAACAAAAAGAUAUCGGCUUCAGAAAUAUUGAUACGUAACUUUGCAGCAAUGUAAAUGCAAUAUUGUACAUGUUGCCGCAACAUUACGAAUCAAUAUUUCUGAAGCGGACAUUUUACCGUUGCUGCAAUGUUGCUGAAACAUUGCAGCAAUAUUUAGAAUAAUUUUUCUAUGCUGUAUCGAAUUGAUUUCACGCGUUCAAUCAUAAUCGUAUUGCGUAAUAUGAGGCAAUAAAACAUACGCAAAAUUGGCUUUUUAAUUUAAUUGAGACAAUUUAAAUGAGCGUUUACAUUUGCAAUUAAUAUAGAACGGUGCAAGGCAUAGAUGGAAACAAUGCCUCUGCUGCGAGUACAUUUCUCUCUCGAGAGCUAAAACUAACUAUUAAUAAAGGCAUACAUGUCGAAAUACACAAGGUACUUAUUUGUUAUAUCACCCGGUUUAUCGGGGCGGCGAUCAACGAAUCUUCCAGGAAUCUCUCGGAUUCUCUUCCAGAAACUAUCACCGAUCCGCAAUGAAUUAUUUGAUGCUCGGCGAGCGGUAAAAACGUGAGAAUAACUUUCAUGCUUCUCUUUUGUUGGCAUCCGGCGACAGGAAAGAAGACGCUCGGAAGUCAAGGCGUUAUGAAAUUGCAGGGGAUUAUAUACGUACUCUAGAGCGUAUCGUGCGAAGAAGCUGCGAAGGAGAGCCGAGAAACAUUCCUUCGAAAUAUAUCUUCUUACAUUUCACAAACGUAAUACUUCAAAUAUGUAUUGUCAGAAAGAAAUGCAAAAACCUUUCUGAACGUUUCUAUUCUCAAUACGGGGAAUUCUUGAUUCAAUUUCAAAAGAUCACUGAGCAACAAAUUUUUAAAAAAUAUAUAUUUAAUUGUUUUCUGUAUCACGGACUUUAAUUUUUAUUUCUCAUUUUAUUCAUUAGAUCAGAAUUUCCUAAACUUGUAUGGCUCGCGACCUAUUUUAUAAAGAGGUAAAUAUCUAACUGGUGGACAUGAAAAAAUGCACGGCAGACGGUGAUAAAUCAAUUAUUUAUUUAACUACUUUUUUAUAUCACAUUAUUUCGCACACGUUUUUCAUUUUUUAUUGAAUAUAAUUUUGUAAAUCUAUUCUUCUAAUACAUAAUGAAGAUGUGAAGAAUGCGCUUAUUGUUCCAUUGAUGACAGCUUUGAUCAAUCGACAUCAAUCAUAAUUAAAUUAUUUUCAUGCGAGGAGUUUGAUAAUUGUAGCUCGUUUUGCAAUUUAGUUUUAAUUUCAUCGGUGAAGAAUUUUUCACGACCUACAUUUUUUUAGGAAAUCCUGUGAUUAUAAUAUAAUAGAUUGUAAUCUUUCCUCGUGUUUCAUAUCUUUUGCGGUUCAAGUGAAGGAGUUCUCAGUAAAUUUAGAUCAGAAUUAUUUUACAAUGUAAACAAUGUGUUAAUGACAGGUUAUUCAAUGAACAGGAGAGACGUUUUUCUCGCCGGUGUUUUUUCACCGCGAUCUCGUUCGUGCGUAAAAGUAAUAAGCAGUUUUUCCCACGAUUGUCAUGUUUAUUUUGCAAUCGCUCCGAUAUCUAAUUAACCAGCAGCAGAAGAGAUAAUUUAAUUAGGAACAAGAGUUCGGGCUUGCGAUCUGUGGAACCACGCAUCCAUACGCAAUGUGAAUUGCAAUACGAUCCGUGUGAAAUCUGGCCGUAAGAGGGGAAGGGAUGGCGCUCUCCUAGUGCUUGUUUCCUGUUUGUUCUUGAAAUACCCGUAUUAUUGUGUGUUUAUAUAUGUGACGCAAUGUUUUAAUAAUAUAAAAUCGACAGAACGUAACGCACGCGAUUAAAGCGUUACUCCAUACGGCGUAAAAUGCUCCUUCCUCUUUACACUACGUUACUUCCUCUUUUCAAUAAACUCUUAGUUAGAUUUACAUGUACAUUAUUAAAAAAUUAAAACGUAUAAUUAAUAUGUUAAAAUCUAAGACGAUUAUAAUACGUGGAAGUUUUUCUUGCUUCUAUAGGAAAACACUAGUUUGCGUGAGUCAUCAGCGAUCCGUAACUGCCGGAUGUCCAAUUUUCCUUCGAGUUCACAAGUCAAUCAGGAAAAACUACAAAGUGUCAAUUAUCUAUCGUUAAUUGGCACGAAAAUUGGCGUUUCGAAAAUUAGGGGGCUCGGAACGGAAGAUACACGUGCAACGGAAUGCAAAUGAACGAGCUCGACCUCGCGCGAGAUGCGAUUCGCGAUUCUUAAUUCUGCGAUGUAUCACAAGGUCGUGUCUUCGAUGAGUUCAUAAAGAUAUCUUUUUGAAGCAGCCAUUCGCGCGCUCGUCGACGAAUCGUCGCAAAUGUCAUCGCUAUCCCACAGGUAAAAAAACCGACCCAUUCAACCCUGCUUCUUCUCCCCUCCCAUCCCUCCCAAGAGAACUUUAGAAAUUAAAGAUCUUGAAAUGUCUUCUUCGUAUUGCGCAAUUGCAGCAUUGCGAUAGAUCGCGAGCAUCGAUGUCCAUUAGCGACCAUUAAAGAAUUAUCAGGAAAUAUCGGUAUUAGAACGUUAGCAGGUCGCGAUAACUGGGACUGUGUCAUUUGGGGUGAAAGUGUUAGUUGCCAAAACGAGAAUGGCGUACAUCGCGAUUGUACACCGCGAGAACUUUGAGGAGCAAUAAGAGGCAGAACGACAUGAAUUCAUAUUCGUUGAAUCGUGCUAUGACGGACCAGCGUUGCGCGACAGCGCGACCUUGGAUAUAUCUCGUACGAUAAGAACGAAUCAUUUCGGGGUCCGACCUGCUAAUGGGAAUUUCCGUUUUGCAGGAAAAAUCUAAAAAAAAAGGAAGAAAAGAGAGAUCAUAUCUGACUGAAGAGAUCAACGCGCUGAUCUCAACCCUUCCAGCGUGGCCGCACAAAACAGUAAUUAACGAUACGAUCGCCGCGAGAUAAGAGUAUUCGAUCGCUUAUGUAACAAAAUGAUACGUCAAUCACAUUCUAACGAAGCGUUGAAUACUUGUUACAAAGGCAAGUCGAUACGCAGUUGGAAAAUUUGUGUUAAAUUUAACACGUAUGACACGUCCCAAACCGUUCACUUAAAGUUUUGUAUUAAUUUAACACGAGACGAAUACGUUAGAAAGUAAAUCAAAUAUUACGUGUAAAAUUAUAACAAAAAAUGUGACACUUUAACAAGUUAAAAACAAAUUAUGGAAGCACAUUUCUUUGGUAAAAUUAACACUUAUAACGUGUUGACACGUUUUAUUUUAAAACUUAUUUUGACAUUUAUUUUAAAGUGAACGAAUGACAUCAAAGUAAUGUAAUUUUGUAAAACGUUGAAUAUUAAUUUAACAGAAAAUAUUAAAUAUUUUAACUAUGUUAACUUAACACUCGAAUAUGUUAAAAAUUUCCACGUUAAACGUUCAAAAUGCGUUUUUAAUGCAAAUACAAAAUGUUUUCUACUGUGUAUUUCUCUUCUUUAUUAUACUUAUAUAGCAAUUUAAAGUCUGUACUGUAAUAUUAAUAAAAAAAAAAUGUUAAUUUCUUACUAGUUGAAAUUUAAAUUGCAAAUUCUUUAUCGUAAUUUGUUAUCUUUAGCUGCGAACUAUAUUUUUACUUGCAUAACCGGCAUUUUUCUUAGUCGUUUGCAAUUCUAACAACAGCCAGAAUAAUUAGACACAUAACUCCCAAGUAAAAGUAGCUAAUUUAUUGAGAGCAUCUUGAUCGAGUGAGAUGUCGAGUCUCCUCUUAUACUGUUGAAAUAAAUUUAAUUCUGCAAAAUGGAACGUUUCUCAGAAAAGAGGUCUCGACACUGUUUUUGCUUCAUACACAAAAGCUAAACUCUAAAUAAAAUUUUAUAAAAAUUUAGCAAAUUUCUAUGAAAAUUUAAAUGUAAAAAAGAUAAGAAUAUUUAUUGACUGUUCGGACUUCCUUCUAUUUCAAGGGAGGCAGAAAGAAGAGCAUAGGUAUCACAACGGUUCAAGUACGAUGGUUACGAAUAUUUUCACGGGUGUUAGAGCACGAGGCGAUUGCGUAAGAGAGGAAUCUGCUGCACCACAGAAGAACAUCCCUCCUUCUACCUCGCUCUGGGAUCUUCUCUUUCUCCGUUCGUCUGAUGUGGGAGCCCCAAGAAAGAGAGACUCUCAAGAGUCCCCCCUUUUUGCUCGACUGAUGUCUAAAGCCAUAUAUAUACCACCACCUCGUGGAACAAUCCUUUAAGAAAGAUACUUUGGAAGUAGCAUCGCCUUCCUUACGAACCAGAAGCAAGUCGAGUAAGUGCGGUACACGAAAAAACUGAAAAGACAACGGAAACACGGAAAGAUAAAUGAUCACCACGCAGCACGACACUAAGGACUAAGGGGAUCAGACUUUUCGGAAAGAUGAUUUCGAGGUACCAGGUAAUCUGCGCUCUCUUGCUACUUGGUGCGGUUUUACUCUAUCAAACAAUGGCGCAAGUGGACGGUUACACACCUGGCGUAGACUAUCCAAUUUACAAUUCGGUGCCGUUCGGACUUACGUUUACCUGUGGAGGGAAGUUACCUGGAUAUUAUGCCGAUCCCGAAGCCAGAUGUCAGGUAUGGCACUGGUGCUUGCCAAACGGACGUCAGUUUAGUUUUCUCUGCCCGAACGGUACAGUCUUUAGUCAAACUACUCGUGUUUGUGACUGGUGGUUUAAGGUACCUCAACUAUUAUUAUUAAUAAUAUGCAAGCAUUUAGAGACGCAUAAUUAUCUUGAAUUAAAUUUUCUCUCGUUUAAUUAAUUUGAAUUUUACAGGUCGACUGCAACGAUUCACCGAGACUUUACGGCAACAACGACGAGCUUUACAGAGACGUGAAUGGAAAUAAAAUUUAACGACUCCUAUACUUUUUAUAUAAAUAAUAUAAAUAAUUGUAUGUACAUUAAUAAACUCUUUUAUAUAAUAUAAGCUUCUCGCGAACGCGUAACGCUAUCGAUAGUAUAACUUGCUGUGAAGGUAGGUGAAAAUAAUACGCGAAUCCCUAGUUUGCCGAUGCAGGAAAGUAACAAGGAUGUCUGCCGUAUUUGUCGCUGUUAAAUAAAAUAGAUUUUGCGAAAAAAGGAUUAGAAAUUGUUUACGGUUCUAUAAAGUGAAUGAUUUUCA
This is a messenger RNA of Solenopsis invicta (red fire ant), 5412 nucleotides long. RefSeq names its product U-scoloptoxin(01)-Cw1a. Gene Ontology annotation, molecular function: chitin binding. The record is from RefSeq and is a predicted model, not a curated record. Lineage: Eukaryota; Metazoa; Arthropoda; Insecta; Hymenoptera; Formicidae. Gene Ontology annotation, cellular component: extracellular region. Bases 4672 to 5052 code for a protein of 126 amino acids. The transcript is spliced from 4 exons.